ACAGUUCCAGUGGUCUGCGUGUGUGAUUAGCACGAUAUGAUAAAUAAUGAUGGAAAUUCUAAUAAAGAAUAUGUGUUUACUGUUAGUGUGUUUUUUCGAGAGAGAAAGAGUCGCAAAAAUAAUCGAGUCGAAGCUUUAACCACAGGAAUGAGGAAACUCACACCCAGCUACCAGGGUUAGAGUCCAGCAGCUUUGCACUCGGGACUCCGUGCUGGCGAGACGACGCGAGCCAUGGAGAACUUCACCUGCAGCGACCCAUCCAUCGAGAAUUAUCGCUACUUUGGAGCCGCGCUCGGCGUGCUGGUCACGGUGGUGGGUACCCUGGGCAACUGCAUGACCAUGCUGGCGUUCGGCAUCGAGAAGAAGCUGCAGACCAAGCUGAACGCGCUCAUCGUCAACCUCUCGCUGUCGGACCUCCUCUACUGCGCCUUUCUGCAACCGAUCACCGUGGACUCGUACAUCCACUUGAGAUGGAGGAUGGGAGCGGACGGCUGCAGGGUGUUCGGCCUGCUUCUCUUCAUGUCCAACGCCGUGUCCAUACUCAACCUGGGCUCCAUUUCGGUCAAUCGUUACUUUCUCAUCAGGGACAAGCGCCUCUUUGACCGGAUCUACACCAGGUACACGAUGCCCGCGUUCCUGGGCACCCCGUGGCUGAUGGGUCUCGCUUCGUUUGCGCCUCUCUGGACGAGCUUUGACUUCUUGAAGCAGGUGUGCACGUGCAGCUUCCAUCGCGAGAGAGGACGCCCGUACACCACCGUCCUGCUCGUGUUCUACUUCGUGGCGGGCAUCGCCUCCAUCACCGUCUUCUACUGCCUCAUCCACAGGAGGGUGGCCGUGUCCGCCAAGGCGCUCCACAAGUACCGAGUGCGGAUGAGCGCGCAUGGGCCGCCCGGAGCGCAGGGGAGGGAGACGGCGGUGGUGGCGGCGCCGCAAGAAGCGAGCACCUCGUGCAGCCUGGACGCAGCGAACAGCGCCACCGACACCACCGCGGCCACGUGGACGGAGGCGCUGCGGGACGAGCCCAGCGCGAGCAGAAGUCACGACGAGGCGUCGGCGAACUCGAGCGACCUCGACGCGGGUGAGAAUGUCACCAAAAAGAGGAGGGAUAAGAAGAAGAAGAAGAAGGAGAAGUCGGCGGCUUCUGCGGUGAAAAAAAAUCUGGACGGCGAGUUUAAGAAAGUCACCAAGAUGUGUUAUGUGAUUUUUUUGGUCUUUGUGGUUUGCUAUUUGCCGUUCUGCGUGCUCAACGUCAUCGAUCGAAAGGGAACAUAUCCACCGAUUUGGCACAUGAUGGCUGCCAACUGCACGUGGCUCAACAGCGGCAUUAACCCCAUCCUCUACGCGCUGAUGAACCGGCAGUUCAAGGACGCCUACAAGGCGAUCGUUCUCUCUCCGCUGCGUUUAAUGCGGAGAACUCGGCACUGAGACCCGCGUGUCUCCCUGCGAGGUGUUCACAAGAAGUGUCAAGAUGACAGACAGCCGCGCACGUGUGUGUGUGUGCGGUGUUGCGAGCCAAGAGCGUCAGGGCACGCGUCUCGUGGUUUUGUACAGACUUGUAUUCACAAUUUAGAAGCAAUGUGUGGUUUUUAGAAGCAAAGUAGUGCGUGUGAAAGCUUAACCAACGUUGGUUUUUUUUUUCUCUCUCAUUAGUUUAGAAAUGUAGUCGUGGUGAUGUCUCAGCAAAGUUGUCGCCAUAACUAGAUAAAGACUACGAUGCAGGGAAUAAGUAAAGCAUAAUAAUAAUGCCUGCGUUAUUAUAUUGUUCACGUGUGCUCUGCAUUGCUAUGCAAUCACACGUGAUGAGUAAGUUGCUCUCACGUGCACGACAAUAGGCAACGUUUCGGGCAAUGGCCCUUCUUCAAUAGCACAUCAAUGCAAAGUGCUAUGAAGAAGGACCAUUUGCCUUGAACGUUGCGUAUUUUAUAUAUAUAGUUUCCUAUUAAGGUCAGAGUGUUGUUGACGAAUGUUUUGAUUUAUGUUAUCAAUUGUGCGUGUUCACCAUGUGCCAACACAGCAGUAGCAGCAUCACCAAAUAAUAAUUAGUUUUAAGUUGAACACAAUUAAACGAUUUCUCUCUCCCCCUCUCCCCACGGCGCGUCUCACGCCAUCACGAGUCAAUCUCACGGAUUCUGAUGGGCACUCGCACGCACCCCCAUCUUGAGAGGUCCGGUGGUCAAUGAAGGGGUUUUAAACCACUUAUGUGCAGCGUUUACAUUCGUGGGUUACAGUAGUACUAUUAAAGUAAUUAGCUCAGAUCUUUUUAAAAUUCCCCAAUAAAAAUUCUUUCUCUCACCAGCACGAGACUCUACACCGUGGUUGGCUACUAACAUACGUGGUUAUUGGUUAUGAUCGUGAACCAUGAACGGGCUCUAACGGGGAAAGUCACAUAGCCAUUAAUAGGUACAUAUGGUCAUUCAAAACGUAAAUCUUGCACGCGCGACACGUUUGGAAAUGGUGUUAGUUACGUUAUUUCAAGAUAUGUAUUUAUACGGAAUGGCAUUACUCUUACACUUGAAACGGAAUUGUGUUUUUUUUUCUUCCUCCAGGGACAUGUGGGCCCCCGUUGUAAACCAGACACGUUGUACGUGCAGCGUCAACGAAACAUAGCGGCUGUUAUUGCGCCAGGCACGAAAUUAGAUCCUUUUUCUCGGUUAUUCAAACUGCGUCUGGUUGCUGUGGCCGUCGCUGUAACACUGUGACAGUCCUCACUGUCGUUUGGAAUCAUAACAGGAAUAAAUAACUCAACAAAUGUGUUAAAUAACACUACCUUAAAAAAGGAAAAACGCAUCAUAGGCAAUGGUCAUUUUUCCUAUACAUUAUAUAUUUGUUUUUCUAUUCAGACCACAAUGUUGUUGACAAGUGUGUUGAGUUGCGUUGUUAUCUGUGCACCGCUGCCAACGCAGCAACAUGCUCACCGUAAUGUUUUGUGCGUGGUAUCGUUUUUUUAAUAAACACUUUUUGUAAUGAAAAACACUGCACGUGAUCUCGUAUAGCUCGGAGCUGAUAUCUACACGUGUGUG
Molecule: messenger RNA, 3020 nt
Organism: Lethenteron reissneri (Far Eastern brook lamprey)
Lineage: Eukaryota; Metazoa; Chordata; Hyperoartia; Petromyzontiformes; Petromyzontidae
Gene: GPR84
Product: G protein-coupled receptor 84
Biological process (GO): G protein-coupled receptor signaling pathway
Cellular component (GO): membrane
Molecular function (GO): G protein-coupled receptor activity
Source: RefSeq, a predicted model, not a curated record